GCCAUUUGAUCAUGAAAAUUUAGUUAAAUGGGAAAGCAAACUCCAUGCUUUUCUUGCCUCCACGCAUGUUAUUACCUUUAAACUCAUUUCAUUCCUCCUUUCAUAUCUCCCAAAUACAUUUCCAAAAUUGAAGUUUAAAAAUUAAAGAUGGUGAGGCCUCCUUGUUGUGACAAGCAGAACGUGAAAAGAGGUCUUUGGUCUGCAGAAGAAGAUGCAAAGAUACUCGAAUACGUAUCGAAGCAUGGAACCGGAAACUGGACUGCUGUUCCAAAAAGAGCAGGACUUAGGAGAUGUGGUAAAAGUUGCAGGCUUAGAUGGACUAAUUACUUGAAGCCAGAUCUCAAACAUGAAAGCUUCACACCCAAAGAAGAAGAACUUAUUGUCCGGCUUCAUGCAGCCAUUGGUAGCAGGUGGUCUAUAAUAGCCCAAGAACUUCCUGGCAGGACAGACAAUGAUGUUAAAAACUACUGGAACACUAAGCUCAGAAAGAAGCUCGCUGACAUGGGAAUUGACCCUGUUACCCAUAAGCCUUACUCUCAAAUACUAGCAGACUAUGGAAACAUUGGUGGACUACCAAAAACUGGGAUUCGAAUUGGGUCUCUAAACAAGGACUUAAAGAAUGCAAUUCUCAUGAAACCUGAACCGUUUGCACUCCCACCACCACAACAAAGGUUGUCAAAUCUCAGUACCAAUUCGAUCCCAACAAUGGUUUUGCCCAAAUCAGAACCAACCCAUGAAAGCAUGUUUAACAACAAUCAGUCCAAUAACCAGUCUUUGGAUCUUCUUUCCCAGCUUCAAGCUAUAAAAAUGGUAACAGAGGCUUCAAACUGCAACAACCAUGAAUUUUCUAACCCACAAGACUUUUGGAACCCAAAACCCACUCUUUCUUCACCAUCAUCUUCUUCUUCUACUUGUACUUCAUCAGCUAUGCAGCAAGAGAAAUCAGCCAUUGCCUUCAAUUGGAAUGAUUUCCUUCUUGAAGAUGAAUUUCUUCCAAGUAAUUACCCACAAGAACAAGAAACCAUGGUUGAGUUUUCAUCUUCAGAGAUUUUGAACCAGACACAGAACACAAUAAUACCAGAGACCCAUAUUCAGAUUGAAGCUGGUUUACAGGAAUAUAAUGGAGAAAUUGGGAUGGAUAAUACUUUGAGCUCAAGCAAUGAAGUUCAUGAUUUAUCAUCCUCUUGUGAAAGUUCAUUUGUGGAUGCCUUGUUAGCUAGAGAGGAUGAGAUCCUGUUGGAAUUCCCUGAUCUUCUGGAAGAACCAGUUUACUACGGACUUUGAUCAGUAGCUGAUCAUCUCUCUGGUUUUUCUCUUAUAGUUUUUUCAAAGUUUAUGGCUUUUAUUACUCUUACGAAAAAUGUAGUAAUAUUUUGAGAAUAAGGACAUUUCUUGUUUUAGACCAUGCCUACAUGGAAUUGAAGCUUUAACAAUUUGGGUUGUGAUUAUUAUUAGCUGCCAACAAAGUUCAAAGCUUCAAGUCAACCAAAAAGAAAGGACUUUGAAUACGUAUGAGUCUCCUUUUGUUGAAAACCAUGUACUUCACAUUUUAAUUCACCGAAAAAAAAAAAAAAUGUACUUCAACUCUAUCAACUUAAAUUAUGUAGGAAUUGAAAGAAAUGGCCAGCCAUUUUUGAAUUUUA
This is a messenger RNA of Ziziphus jujuba (common jujube), 1643 nucleotides long. RefSeq names its product transcription factor MYB35. Bases 148 to 1284 code for a protein of 378 amino acids. NCBI's taxonomy places the organism in Eukaryota, Viridiplantae, Streptophyta, Magnoliopsida, Rosales, Rhamnaceae. The transcript has 4 exons. The record is from RefSeq and is a predicted model, not a curated record.